Molecule: messenger RNA, 4403 nt
Organism: Oncorhynchus tshawytscha (Chinook salmon)
Lineage: Eukaryota; Metazoa; Chordata; Actinopteri; Salmoniformes; Salmonidae
Product: V-set domain-containing T-cell activation inhibitor 1-like
Exons: 7
Coding region: 177-1502 (441 amino acids)
Biological process (GO): cellular response to lipopolysaccharide; T cell costimulation; positive regulation of T cell proliferation
Cellular component (GO): external side of plasma membrane
Source: RefSeq, a predicted model, not a curated record
ACACUCAUUCGGUAAAUAGUUAAAGCACUUGUGUAAGGAGCAGCACACUCCUCACUUCACAACCUGAAAAAUCAGUAACAAAACUGGAAUGACAAGCACAGGAUUCUUUACAAUCCAUUAAGAGGGAUAGGACUUCAUUUCCACAACAAUAACCCUGAGGUCUGAUCUCUGUGGAGAUGGCCUGGGGUCUGGUUUCCAUGACAUUAAGGGGUCUGUUGUCAGUGGUGAUUCUACUGUGGACUGCCAUAUCCACAGAUGGGAGAGACGUCCAUGUAACCUGUGUGUUCUCAGAGGAUUGUGGCCUGCCCUGCAGCUUCCUGCCUGGCAGUGAGGAAGUCAUCCAUUGGAUGAAACCAGAAGACAAGGACCUGACCGUCCACUCCUACUACUACAGUACAGAUCAGCUCAAACAGCAGAGCCAGCGUUUCAGAGGGAGAACAGCCCUGUUCAAUGACCAGAUCCCCAAAGGAAACGCUUCACUACUGCUGAGAGGGAUCACACUCCAGGACCAGGGCAGAUACAAGUGUUACACCAGCACUAUUAAAGGCAACAUGGAGUCCUUCAUUAACAUAGCAGUGGAAGCUCCAGUCCACUUGGUGGACAUACAGUUAUCAGAUGACAUCAUCAUCACCUGCAGUUCUACAGGUAUCUACCCCGAGCCUAAACUCACCUGGUCCACUGACCCCCCCUAUGACCUUUCAUUUGACCCUGGAACCAUCCAGAACUCCACCAGCAUCAAGGUGGAUGACCAGGGCCUCUAUGACAUCACCAGCACAAAACAGUUUAGCAGAAACCGAACCAACAUCUGUACCGUGACCUCUGGGACAAUAGACAGGACAGCAACCCUGAAACAGCAAGCUCCUGUCCAAGGAUCUCCAAGCAGUGAGGUGUCCAUCCCAUGCAGUGUCUCUCAGUCUGACCUCCUGACCUUUGACCUCACCUGGACGUUCAACCAGAUAGUCACCAUCCUUACGUCCACCUCCACCAACGGUACAGCUCAGAUGUAUGUUGUUGACAAGUGGAAGGAGCAGGUUCAGAAUUUGUCUGACUCUGGCAGCCUUCAGCUCCACAAGUUAACCAUGGUCCACCAGGGGACCUACAGCUGUGAACUCUCUACUGCCAGAGACACACACCUGAUCCUCACCUACCUGCAGAUCACACCUGAUAAACUAUCUGAUGUUUCAGAUGGACUGAGUCCAGGUUCAAUCACUGGUAUAAUAAUAGCUGCAGUGAUUAUAGCUGCAGUGAUUAUAGCAGCAGUGAUAUGUUACCUGCUGAGAGGUCUCAAAUCCAAAAAGCCCACAAGGUCUCAAGAGAUGAACACCAUCUCACCUGAAGAGGAAGAGUCACUCUCUGCCGCAGCAAAUACAAAUGGUCCAAAUGAAAACGAUCAGAGUGGAAAACCACUUCAGAAUGAAGAAGAAAGAGAGGAAGACAGAGAAAGACAACAACAAGGUCAAGGAGAAGAGGGGUCAGCCAUAUCAACUUUAGUAAUUCCUUGAAUCAAGGAGAGAACAUUGACCCAGGGGAGGACAGAGGAAUGUUGAAAUUGCGGUAAUUGUCCAAUUGCAUACAGUACUAAGAUGUGUGUCCAGAAGAGACUGUUACAAGGAGUACUUGUUACUGGGACAAGGUCCCCAUCUACUGGUUUUCAUGUGUAUUACAUCUUAAACUGGUUUGUGGGUCCACAUUCAUCAGGCAGCGUUCAGUGCCGCAUGAUCGUACUAGAUUCUACACAGGACAAUAAGGCAGGGAGGAGUUUUCAUUCAUGACAAUAACCCUGUUGUCUGGUUUCCGGUUUCCGUGGAGAUGGCCAGAGUUCAGGUUCUCAUGACAUUAAGGGGUCUGGUGUCGGUAGUGAUUCUGCUAUGGACUGCCACACCCAUGGAGGGGGGAGGUGAGCAACAACCAUCAUUACAGUCGGUGUUAUUUUAACUGUCUUUACCUUCUGUCUAUCUCUGUAUGUCUCAAAAAACUAAAUUCCAUGGUGAUCGCUAGCCACAAUUUCUCUGGGCCCCACAAAGUAGACCACCGGCCGCUGUCCAUAGUGCUGAAAUUGCAACAUGUCUAUGCGGCUACAUGUCUAUCGAAACGAUGAUAUGCUUUCUAAGGUGCAGGGCAUGGCUUUGCUUUAGCUAAUGGACACAUGUUUAUAGGUAGGCCUAUUUGGUCGUCACUUUCUCAGGUUAAGGCUAACAUUUCACGAAGCUAUAGAGCCUACACGGUGUCUCAACUGGCAAUAAUGUAAUUACAAUGAUAGAAAUGUACUGUACAUUUUACAGUAAAUUACUGGCAGUUAAGUUGCCAACAAAGUACUGUGAACUUACAGUAUUUUAUUGGCACUUUAUUGCCAGUAAAUUACUGUAAAUGAGGCACCAGUAACUUACAGUAAAUAUAUGAUAGUACCGUAAAUGAACAGUAACUCACUGUAAAUCAACAUUAUUACAGUACUUUAUUGGCAACUUAAUUGCCAGGAAAUUACUGUAAAUGGGAUACUAGUAACUUACAGUAAAUAUGUAUCAUAGUACUGUAAAUCAAAUUCCAGAACCCAACUGUAAAUACAUAUUUUGUUCCAGCAUUUGAUUGGCAACAUAAUUACCAGUAAAUGUAUGUAAAUUGCUAUUACAGUGUUGUAAAUGAGAAUCCAAUGCCCUGUUGUACGUUGAGUAACAUAAUAUUAAUGUAAAUUGCUGUAACCAUUCAAAUGAAACAACUUUGUGUUCAGCAAUAGAAUAGAAGACAAGAAACGUAAGUACAGUUAAAUUAACUUUAAGUGGACAGCAACAGCAGGUUUCCAUAAAGAUGACUUUCAGAGUGAGUGAGUGAGUGAGUGAGUGAGUGAGUGAGUGAGUGAGUGAGUGAGUGAGUGAGUGAGUGAGUGAGUGAGUGAGUGAGUGAGUGAGUGAGUGAGUGAGUGAGUGAGUGAGUGCGUGUGUGCGUGCGUGCGUGCGUAUGUGCGUGCGUGCGUGCGUGCGUGCGUGCAAGAAGGAAAUAAUACAUACCCAGUAACAUGAGUUGAGGAAAUGCUCAUUGAUGUUAUUCUCCCAGUCAUGUCUGACAUAGACCAUUAGAAUUGCAUGGUUAGACACAUCUGUGUAUUCAUCCAUCUGCAGUGCAUAGUGGCCAUUUGCCCUGAUGUGUAAUGUCUGGAGCGUUAUGUCCUCAGACAUGUCCUGGAUUCUCCUCCUCGUGAUGUCAUUGGAUCGGGGGAUGGUUUUAAGUUAAUUGGUGGCUUACUCCCAAGAUUUCACUGCACACAUUAAUCACAGCAGGGAGUAUGAGAUCCCCUGCACUGGUGUGGGCUUUUUUUGCACUUAGCAAUGCGCUAGGUCACAAGGUAUGAUGCGCAAAGGGCCUUUUCUUGUACGGUUGAUACAUUCUUCAAUUCAUCUUGUGAGGCCUCCAGAUAAUUUCAAUUUUUAAAAAAAAAGUCAGCUGUCUUAUCUUUGUGGCGUGGAUGCUUGGUGUCCAGAUGCCUUCUCAUUUUAUAUAGGUAUUUUCUCUUCUUGACAGGGACUGAGCUGUCUGCCUUGAUAUUGACAUUGGAAGCAGCAGUAGAUGAAGAGGGAGCUGCACGGUUUAAAAACGUCUCUAUGAUUGUACUUUGACAGCUAGCCUAUUUGAGUUAAAUGACAGUUAACUAUCCACAUGUGCAAUGCCUGCAGAACAUGUCAUCAUAGUUAGCUGUCAAUCAAGAUAGCUGUCAGAAGAAGAUCUGUAUUAUCUGAUUGGACAUGUCACAUUUAAGUAUUUUUAUUGGAUCAGUGUUUGUUUGUGUCGAGAAAUAUGUAAUUUCAUUGGAUAUGUUCGUGUGGGUGGGGCGAGAACGUUAUUGUAUUUGUCAGUGAGUGUGUGCAGCGCGAAAACCCCCUGAGACUGAACCUAGCUAGCCAUACAUUUUCACCACUGCAGACGCGCUGCACGUAUAACGUCAGAAACAAUAUGCGUGGUUGACCUUCAAAAUAAUGUUUAAAUAAAAGUUGUGACCCUCCAGUUGAGAAUCACUGUAUUAAAGAACAGUGGUUUUCCUUAGUAUUUCUUAGACAAGAAAAUAAAACAAUAUCAAUAACACAGAAAUAAUUACAUAAAUAUUAAAAUUGACAAUAUUUAUGAAAAUGUUAUGUGGUUUCCAUGACAUCCACAAAAAACAACUAAAUCCUCUGUAAAUAGGAAAGUAAAUGCAAAACAUUUGAUUCGUUAACCUUCUUAGGUACGCGGCUUUGGAUACAAGUGUCUGUUAAAUUACUCAAAUGUAAAAUGUACAACUUAUAGAUUUGUCUAUCGAUGGCAGUGUUGUGCUGAAGCAACACAAGCACAAUGAUAAACACAAUUUUUUAAUUUAUUUUAUUUCACCUUUAUUUAACCAGGUAGGCUAGUUGAGAACAAGUUCUCAUUUGUAACUG